This is a messenger RNA of Ochlerotatus camptorhynchus, 858 nucleotides long. RefSeq lists its product as uncharacterized. The record is from RefSeq and is a predicted model, not a curated record. The transcript has a single exon. Gene Ontology annotation, biological process: DNA replication, removal of RNA primer. The coding region runs from base 1 to 858 and encodes 285 amino acids. NCBI's taxonomy places the organism in Eukaryota, Metazoa, Arthropoda, Insecta, Diptera, Culicidae. Gene Ontology annotation, molecular function: RNA-DNA hybrid ribonuclease activity; nucleic acid binding.
AUGGAGAAGGAUUCCAGGAAUAUCGAUCUUCCAGUUGUGGAACGAGCGUCCGAUUGCCUGGCGACGAUUGAUGUAGAGCUUCCAAACAUCGCUGUACGAACACGUCUCGCCAACCGAGAGUGGUAUGAACCCAAGCCGCAUAUUGUUUGGGAUGUGAAACGGAAGGUGAUAGCCGGGGAUCCCCCGAAUACAGUGCGUCCCAUCGUGCAGGAGUUGCUGGCUAACCGGUUUAACCGUGCUUUGGCUAUUUAUACGGAUGGUUCUAAAUGCGAGAACAUAGUUGGAGCAAGUGUAUUUAGUAGCAGUAUUCAGCAAGCAAUAGGUCUUCCGUCACAAUGUAGCGUGUUUUCAGCGGAGGCCUUUGCAAUCAAGUCGGUCGUCAUCGCUGCAAGAGCAUCAACCGAAUGUGUUAUAAUUCUGUCUGAUUCGGCCAGCUGUCUUUCGGCCAUAGGGAGUGGUAGAUCGCAGCAUCCGUGGAUCCAGGAAAUCGAGCGCUUACUACGUGCACGGCCGAUCCACCUUUGUUGGAUCCCUGGUCAUGCCGGAAUUCGCGGUAACGAAGAAGCAGAUCGUCUAGCCAGUGAAGCACGAAACAGUCCACCAAUCAACGUCGCCGUACCAAGGAUUGAUUCGAUCAAGAACAUGAACCAAGUCUUUCGUCAGCUAUGGGAAGCACGUUGGGCACAAUUGACAGAUGUGAAGCUGAAGGAAGUCAAAAGGGAAACGAAGAAGUGGAUCGAUCAGUACAGCUCUGCCGAUCAACGCGUACUCGCUCGUCUGCGAAUUGGUCAUACUAGGGUUACGCAUGAAUUUUUGCUGAAGAAAAUAGCUCCGUGGAUGCUGUGGGACCGUAGUUGA